Emericellopsis atlantica is the source of this 1959-nucleotide messenger RNA. RefSeq lists its product as uncharacterized. The record is from RefSeq and is a predicted model, not a curated record. The transcript has 5 exons. NCBI's taxonomy places the organism in Eukaryota, Fungi, Ascomycota, Sordariomycetes, Hypocreales, Bionectriaceae. Gene Ontology annotation, biological process: regulation of DNA-templated transcription. Bases 174 to 1916 code for a protein of 580 amino acids. Gene Ontology annotation, molecular function: DNA-binding transcription factor activity, RNA polymerase II-specific; zinc ion binding.
GGCAUGGCCCAGGCUAGAAUUAAUCAAGUUUGCCUGUCCAGUCCGUGGCUGUGCGCGCGUCUCGCUCAAUCUUUACCAAGUGCUGACAACAUCUAUAACGUCUCGCAUGCUGGGUGCUCCGUGUCCAGUCUGCUCCUCACCUGUGCCUCCAUCGCCCCCGCUGGCCACGCAUCAUGAGACUCACGCCCCAGGACGCUGGCCCCGUGUCGAUGAAGCAGGAGGAUGCUGGUGAUGGACCUGAUGGUGGCGACACUCCGGCCACGCAACGCCAGAGACGGAACCACACGCGCAGCAGAGAUGGCUGCCUGACCUGUCGCAAGAGGCACAAGCGCUGCGACGAGACCAAGCCCGUCUGCAUCAACUGCUCCACGACGUCCCGCCAAUGCGAGUAUUCGCAACCCAGUGUGCCCCUGAGAGAGCGACGUGCCACGGAGCGGGCUGGCGUCCCGGGCCUCCAGCAGCCAUGGACAGUGUCGACACCAGCCUCGGAGGUUCAAAUCAAGGCCAAGUCUGCCAAACCAACUCCCGCACCUCCAAAGAAGCCUGCCACAAACUGGCAGAAGCUACUCGGCAAGUCGGGCGACCCGUUUAGCACGUACUCGAUCGACAUGCCGCUGGAGUCCGUGACGCUGCUGCAAUACUUUCAUCGAUCUGCCAUGGACCACGUGGACGAUCCGCGAAAGAACUCUCUGCGCGCGGUCAUCCACGACCCGACCGCCCUCCGCUCGGCCGUGCUCCUCGCCAGCGUCCACUACGCGUGGAGCACGGGGCAGCUGGCCGAUUUUGCCAAGACGUACUUCUUCCACAAGGUCGAGAACAUUCGCCUGAUCAACACGAAGAUACAGCGCACGAUGCGGACGCGGCUGGAGCUCUGCGACUGCAUCAAGGAGGUAGCCACCCUCGCCAUGGUGGAGGCGUUGUUGAUCUCGGACGAGGUCGCUGCCGAGAGUCACAUACAAGGCAUGCUGGCUUUGCUGGAGGCGCGCUCCGCAAUCCGGGACGAGUUAUCGUCCAGCGACACGCAAAAGACCCUCCACGAGGAACUGUGUGACCGAUAUGUUCUCUUCGUCAGCAUGCUUGUGCAGGGCGUCAAGACGCGCAACGCAGACCUCGUAGACGUCAGGAACAAGCCAUGCAUACAGCCCGACAGCCAGAUGGAGGCGUGGAUCCAGGAGCGCAUGAUCGGUCUCAAGGUGGUCUGCCUGAUCCCGAACCUCUUCUCGCCCCCGCCGGCGUCCACCGUGCCCAGACCCAUCGACGUGGUCCGCAGCCUCGAGAUCCUCCGCUCCAUGACGCACGCCUGCGAGCUCAAGCACCGCUGGCACGGGUCCGAGGAAUACGAAAGCGUGAGGGACAUUAUGUGGAGUCGGCACUCGGCCACGGACAUGUGGUACAUUGGCAUGGAGAACCACACCGAUUCGCUCCUGGCGGCGGAGGAAGAGCCACGGCUACCUUCGGCGUGGAGUGGCAUGUACGCGACGGUGGCGGCGUACGAGAACUGCGUGAUCGAGGCGACCAAUGCUGGGUGCGUCAUGGAUCAGCGCUUGUUGGGGCAUCACCUGGCCAUGGUCGACAUGGACCUACAACAAGCCCGAAGGUGCUUGAAGGAGGAUCCCGUGUCUUCCAAGACUUCGCAGAGCAAUCUGUGGCUCUGGAAGGCUUUUACCGGUGCGUUCAGCUUGGGUUGUGUGGAGGGGCCUCUUGAUUUUGGGAACAGGGCCCUCAGGGCGUCGUUUGAAGGCCACAUCAGGGAGGCUGCCCUUGCUUUUGGCAUCGAGGGCUGGGACGGGGCUCGUCAAAGGCUCGAAACGAUGGCUUGGCCUUCGAGAGCGUACAAAGAGACGCAGUCUAUCCAGACGUGGUACCGAGCCAUGCUGGGCAAAGCAGCCUCGGCCAAGGACACAACGCCUGCCUGAUUCGAUAUCAUGAGGACAGCAUAGCAUCGGAGUUUUUUUUUUU